AUGAGCCAAAUUCCAUCCAGUUCAUCCCGAAGUCGAGUGAUGCAGUCCACGACAGUGGCGAGUAAUUUCGCUAUAUGGGGGAGAUGGUCUGCGUACGAUCAAGGCUUCUGGCAGCAUCUUAUCGACCACAAAAUCUAUCCUGAGGGGUGUGGGCCUCCAAAUGGUCUGCCCACUUUCGAACCUAGCGAUCUUGACAGCAUCAGAGAAGCCUUAUCUGCUGACAGAGCUUCUUUGUCUCCAUGCCAAUUCACGCAGUCUCAAUUUCAGGACUUCGAACGCAAGAACAACCGAGCGACUUUCAAAAACGACAUUAUGACCACUAUCAUCCCCAUUCUUUGCGGUGAUUCUAGCAUACACAGUCAACAAAACGUACUAUUUACAGAAUUAGAGCCUAUAACGACUGCCGGUGCCGUAACGCCUAAGCCUGAUUUUUUUGAUGGCGCAUCCCUCGUCGACAUUAACCACAACAUUAGGAACGAUCAAACAUUCCAGUCCAAGGUCAUUCCUUCAAAGCAUGCUAAUGUCCCAGUGGCUGUGAAUUUCUUCUUUAUCGGAGAAACUGGAGGGGAUAGUUCCGUGGCACUGAGGCAAGCAUGUUAUAAUGGAGCAUACGGUGCUCGAGCCAUGCAUGCUUUGCAAAAUUAUGGAAAAGUUGAGCCGGCAUAUGACGGCAGUGCCUACACGUUUACCUCAAUAUAUGAAGCUCCCUCUAGCACGCUUCAGCUAUACGCCCACCAUAUUGUCGCUCCCGCUAACGCUGGGGGACCGCCAGAGUACUACAUGACUAAAAUACGUGGCUUCUAUUUGAAGGAUAGUUAUGCUUCUUUCGUCGAAGGCGUUAAGGUUUUCCGGAAUGCGAGACAACUGGCUAAAGAGCACCGUGAUCGGUUCAUCCAGGCUGCAAAUAUGAACACUCUUGAAGCUCAAAACCAAACAAACGCCGAAGAACAUGAAUCAAUGUCACAACAGGAUGCCGAUGACGCACUUCAGGGAGGGGUAGCGAGGACAGGCACAAUUAAUUCCGAGCCUGGUUCUAAUGCCUCCCCGCUACAGUUGCCUGCAGACGAUGAUUCACAAGAUCUGUCGACGGUACUUGGGUCCAAGCGUGCCAGGCAAAUCAGCUCACCGGAUAACUCCUGGGGGCGUCGGUCCUCCAAGAGCCGUACGCGGGAUCGUAUCAAUCAGCGACCAUAUGGAGACUCCCCUGAAGUAUCUCUUCCGUCGUUGCAACCUCCUGAGCUGCCAGCAAGUCAAAAAGGGCCGGGAAGAAAUUCACAGGCUACCAAGGAAGGAAGAGGUGUCGGCGACCUCGCUUGA
Metarhizium album ARSEF 1941 is the source of this 1317-nucleotide messenger RNA. RefSeq lists its product as uncharacterized. NCBI's taxonomy places the organism in Eukaryota, Fungi, Ascomycota, Sordariomycetes, Hypocreales, Clavicipitaceae. The coding region runs from base 1 to 1317 and encodes 438 amino acids. The transcript has 2 exons. The record is from RefSeq and is a predicted model, not a curated record.